Athene cunicularia (burrowing owl) is the source of this 2525-nucleotide messenger RNA. RefSeq names its product RNA binding motif protein 15B (gene RBM15B). The annotation marks the transcript as partial. The record is from RefSeq and is a predicted model, not a curated record. Gene Ontology annotation, cellular component: nucleus. Lineage: Eukaryota; Metazoa; Chordata; Aves; Strigiformes; Strigidae. The transcript has a single exon. Gene Ontology annotation, biological process: regulation of alternative mRNA splicing, via spliceosome. Gene Ontology annotation, molecular function: mRNA binding.
GGCCUGGCCGGGGAGCCGCCCGGCUCCUGUGAGUACAAGACGCUGCUGGUGAGCGGGCUGAGCGCGGCCCUGCCCGACCAGCUGCUGGAGGACGGCCUGUUCCGCCUCUUCCAGCGCUUCGCGGGGGGGGGCGCCGGGGACAUCAGUGUCAAACUCUCCCACACGCCCGAGCUCGGCCGCGUUGCCUACGUCAACUUCCGACAUCCCGGGGAUGCCCGCGACGCCCGCCGGCACGCCCGGGCUCGGCAGCUGCUUCUCUACGAUCGGCCCCUCAAGGUGGAGCCGGUAUAUCUGCGCGGGGGCCGGAGGAGCCGCACGCCGCCCCCCGCGCCCUCUCCGGAGCCCCUGGGGUACCUGCCACCCAUCCACAGCACCUACCAGUACAAGCAGAGAUCGCUCUCUCCAGUCACCAGCCCCUUGCUGCGGGAGCCGCGGCCCAGGCACGCUCACGCUGCCGCCGCUGCCUUCGCUUUGGAAGCAGCUGCCAUCGGGCUCUCCCGGGAGCGGGAGAGGGCCCUGGAUUACUAUGGGCUGUACGACGAGCGCGGCCGCCCUUACAGUUACCCUAUUGUGGCUGAGGAAGAUCUGAUGCCGGAGGACGAUCAGAGAGCGACCCGCAAUCUCUUCAUUGGCAACCUGGACCACAAUGUCUCAGAGGUGGAGCUGAGACGUGCCUUUGAGAAGUAUGGCAUCAUUGAAGAAGUGGUGAUCAAGCGCCCUGCCCGGGGCCAAGGCGGGGCUUACGCUUUCCUCAAGUUCCAAAACUUGGACAUGGCACAUCGGGCCAAGGUCGCCAUGUCGGGCCGCGUUGUUGGCAGGAACCCUAUCAAAAUUGGCUAUGGGAAAGCCAACCCUACUACCAGGCUCUGGGUAGGUGGUCUUGGUCCAAGUACUUCCUUGGCUGCCCUGGCGAGAGAGUUCGACCGCUUCGGCAGCAUCAGGACUAUUGACUACGUGAAGGGAGACAGCUUUGCUUAUAUCCAGUAUGAAAGCUUGGAUGCUGCCCAGGCUGCCUGCGCCCAGAUGAGGGGCUUUCCUUUGGGCGGGCCGGAGAGGAGACUCCGAGUGGAUUUUGCCAAAGCAGAAGAAACAAGAUACCCACAGCAGUACCAGCCUGCACCGCUCCCCAUGCACUAUGAACUGCUAGCUGAUGGGUACAGCAGACACAGAAGCCUAGAGCAAGACUUGAGGGUGCGAGAUAGGACUCCUCCGCAUCUCCUGUACUCGGACAGAGACAGGAGCUUUGCAGAGGCAGACUGGGCCAGCCCUGCCAAAAACGCUGAACGCCGAAACAACUUGGAAAGCUACAGCCGAUCAGUGCGUAGCCGGAGUGGAGAGCGCUGGGCCAGCGACAGCGAUCGCAGCGUGCCCAAACUGUGGGAAGAGAGGCGGAAACGCCGGAGUCUUUCCAGUGACCGCGGGAGGACUACUCACUCGCCUUACGAGGACAGAAGCAGGACAAAGGCCAGUGGGCCAGCUUUAGACCGCAGCCCAGACAGGGCUCGCAAAGAGAAUCACACUACAGAAUCCGGAGCCGAGAAAGAGCCGAGUAACUCCCUGCAGAACAAUCGUCAUGCAACUGAGGAGAAACCCCAUCGUGAGGCAUCUGAUGCUCCCCAGCCUAAAAAAAGGGACAGCGAACGCAAUCAUCGAACUGGUGAAUCGGAAUCAAAAACUCACGAGGAGCCAAAAUCUGAGACCAAAAAGCUAAAGAAUUUAUCGGAAUAUGCUCAGACGCUGCAACUUGCUUGGAAUGGACUUCUUGUGCUAAAAAACAGCUGCUUCCCCACCUCUAUGCACAUCCUGGAGGGAGACCUCGGUGUCAUCAACGGACUCCUUAAAGACCAUUCAUCCGGCGGGAAGUUAACGCAGCUCAAAAUCGCUCAGAGACUUCGGCUCGACCAGCCCAAGCUGGAUGAAGUAACUCGCCGUAUCAAACAAGGCAGCCCCAACGGCUACGCUGUGCUCCUGGCGACCCAAUCCGCCCCGGCAGGGGCAGGGGCUGAGGGGACCUUCCCUGUUGUAGAGCCUGGCUUGCAGCGACGGCUUCUCAGGAAUCUGGUCUCCUACUUGAAACAGAAGCAGGCUGCUGGGGUUAUCAGCCUGCCCGUGGGAGGGGCAAAGGGCAGAGACAGCACAGGCAUGCUUUACGCGUUCCCUCCUUGUGAAUUCUCUCAGCAGUACCUCCAGUCAGCACUAAGGACAUUGGGAAAGUUAGAAGAAGAACAUAUGGUGAUAGUUAUAGUCAAAGACACUGCCUAGCCCACACUGUCUUUUCAAAUUCCAUGUUUUCUUUGUGUGUCACACAACCCAGUUGUUUUUAAGGCCGAUCAUUUUGGUGGAGGCUCAAAACACCUUGACCAAAGUGGUAAGAUUUUUAGUUCUAAUUAAUUUUAAUACCAUUUAAAUAGAGCCCAUUUUAUUCGUUUUUAAUAUGUGACACUGUCCGCUGUUGUUCUGUAUUUUUAUUUUUUAACUGUAUGAAAAGUUGUCAGUAAAGCCUUGUUCACUGAUGGAUUUCUAAA